CCAGCAUCCGACCUGAGGGGCAAAGGCAGACGCCCGCCCGGGAGCACCCUGAGCGGCAAAAGCCGGCGCCCGCAGGCACCAUGAGCGGCCGCGUCGGGGACCUGAGCCCCCAGCAGCAGGAGGCCCUGGCCCGGUUCCAGGACAACCUCCAGGACCUGCUGCCCACCAUGCCCAAGGCCGAUGACCACUUCCUUCUGCGCUGGCUGCGAGCUCAGAACUUUGACCCGAAGAAAGCCGAGGACAUGCUCCGGAAGCACAUCGAGUUCCGGAAGCAACACGACCUGGACCACAUCCUCACGUGGCAGCCCUCAGAGGUGAUCCAGCGGUACGACUCGGGCGGCCUGUGUGGCUACGACUACGAUGGCUGCCCCGUGUGGUUCGACAUCAUCGGGAACCUGGACCCCAAGGGUCUCCUCCUGUCCGCCUCCAAGCAGGAGCUGAUCCGGAAACGCAUCAAGGUCUGUGAGCGGCUUUUGCAGGAGUGUGAGCUGCAGAGUCAGAAGCUGGGCAGGAAGAUCGAGACGGUGCUGAUGGUGUUUGACAUGGAGGGGCUGAGCCUGAAACACCUGUGGAAGCCAGCUGUGGAGGUCUACCAGCAGUUUUUCGCCAUCAUGGAAGCCAAUUAUCCUGAGACACUGAAGAAUUUAAUUAUUGUUCGAGCCCCCAAGCUGUUCCCUGUGGCCUUCAACUUGGUCAAGUCGUUCAUGAGUGAGGAGACUCGACGGAAGAUAGUGAUUCUGGGAGGCAACUGGAAGCAAGAGCUGCCAAAGUUCAUCAGCCCCGACCAGCUCCCUGUGGAGUUUGGGGGGACCGCGACCGACCCCGAUGGCAACCCCAAGUGCCUGACCAAGAUCAACUACGGAGGCGAAGUGCCCAAGAGCUACUACCAGCACAACCAGGUGAGGGUGCAGUACGAGCACACGGCGACCGUGGGCCGCGGCUCCUCCCUGCAGGUGGAGCUGGAGAUUCUGUUCCCGGGCUGUGUGCUCAGGUGGCAGUUUGAAUCAGACGGGGCGGACAUCGGCUUCGGGGUUUUCCUGAAGACCAGGAAGGGGGAGCGGCAGCGGGUAGGGGAGAUGGCGGAGGUGCUGCCCAGCGAGCGCUACAACGCCCACCUGGUGCCCGAGGACGGGAGCCUCACCUGCCUCCAGGCCGGCGUCUACGUCCUGCGCUUCGACAACACCUACAGCCUGGUGCACGCCAAGAAGCAAGGGGACGCCCAGUGUGUAGACCACCCUGAGGAUUCCGACGGGCGUCUUAUCUCCUGUCUGCAAAGGAUGGGGAUGGGAACCCGAGGACGAACCGGCAUCCACUGAGGAAGGACCCUGACAACGCCCACCUGUCCCGGGAUCACGCACACCCGGCGCCCGGGCUGGGCGUCCUGAGCCCCCGGCCUCGCCGGGAGCACAGCUUCAGGCCCGAAGCGCAGGGAGGCCGCGUCCUCUGCAGGAAGGGGCUCGGCGGGGACGGGCAGGGCCAGCUGGAGGCUUGAGAGUCUGCACAGGAGCUCUGACGCUCUGAGAAGCAGACCAGCUAGAUGACACCAAACGCCAGCGCCCGUGCGUGAGGCGCGCCCCGUCUGCCAGGGCGUGUGAGCGGUUUGGUAAGAAAGGAGACGGCUGUGCCAGCAUCGGGGAGAUGGCCCGGGGCUGGCUGCCAGGCGGAAGCCGCAGGACAGCGUGUCCCAGGGCUGCUCCCACGCCUCCGAGCGGGCUUUCCCACCACCUGGCGGCCCUACGGGGUCACCCUCCGUAGAGCCUCCCAGAUGCAGCCACGGGCCCCUCGGGCAUCCCAGAGCCAUUCCCACUGCCCUUGGCAGGCUAGGGAGGGCCCCCUGACCGGGGUUGGAGGGACCCUUUGCCAGGUUUUGCUGGGCCCGCCUGUUGCUAUGACAGAGGCUCACAAGAGGUGACUUCCACCUUCACAAUCCCCCCGCCUAAAAGCAAGGAAGGGGUUUAGCCCGGCCGCGGUGGCUCAGUGGUUGAGCAUUGACCUAGGAACCAGGAGGUCACGGUUCCAUUCCCAGUCAGGGCACAGGCCUGGGUUGGGGGCUCGAUCCCCAGUGUGGGGCAUGCAGGAGGCAGCCCAUCCUUGAUUCUCUCUCAUCCUGGAUGUUUCUCUCUCUCU
This is a messenger RNA of Eptesicus fuscus (big brown bat), 2127 nucleotides long. RefSeq names its product SEC14-like protein 4. NCBI's taxonomy places the organism in Eukaryota, Metazoa, Chordata, Mammalia, Chiroptera, Vespertilionidae. The record is from RefSeq and is a predicted model, not a curated record. Bases 81 to 1316 code for a protein of 411 amino acids. Gene Ontology annotation, cellular component: cytoplasm. The transcript is spliced from 13 exons.